This is a messenger RNA of Bolinopsis microptera, 1975 nucleotides long. RefSeq lists its product as uncharacterized. Gene Ontology annotation, biological process: ammonium transmembrane transport; ammonium homeostasis. The coding region runs from base 35 to 1975 and encodes 646 amino acids. Gene Ontology annotation, cellular component: plasma membrane. The record is from RefSeq and is a predicted model, not a curated record. The transcript has 12 exons. NCBI's taxonomy places the organism in Eukaryota, Metazoa, Ctenophora, Tentaculata, Lobata, Bolinopsidae. Gene Ontology annotation, molecular function: ammonium channel activity.
GCCUAUUACUCACGGAUCACGAGUCACUGAAAGAAUGAGCUUGACGUUUAAGGACGGGACGGUUCUUGAUUUCCAGAACCAGAGUGCACUUUUUGAGUACAUUAGGGUAACAGCAGACACUGCUAGUACUGCUUACUCCAUGGACACCGUCUGGGUCAUCAUCUGUGCUGGAAUGGUCUUCCUUAUGCAGAUGGGAUUUGCUUUGGUGGAGGUUGGCACUGUCAGAAUAAAGAACACUAAGAACAUUCUGGUAAAGAACAUGCUCGAUGCUUGUAUUGGAGCUCUCUCUUUCUGGCUUAUUGGUUACGCUCUAGCUUUUGGAGACACCACUUCCGGAUUCAUAGGAACGAACGGUUUUGCAUUGAAAACUUUAGACAUGCGACGAGGAGGGGAGUUCAAUGACAGACCUUACCAAGGAAAGAAAUACGCUAUUUUCCUCUUCCAGUGGGCAUUUGCUGCCACAGCAGCUACUAUAGUUUCUGGAGCUGUUGCAGAGAGGUGUAAAGUAAUUGCUUACUUUGUUUACUCCUUUGUACUAACUGUGUUCGUCUACCCUGUAGUAGUACACUGGGGAUGGUCAGACAACGGUUGGGCCUCAGCGUUUGCUCCGAAGGAAGACAGACUGUUCGGGGUGGGAGUUAUAGACUUUGCUGGAAGUUCUGUUGUUCACAUGGUCGGAGGACUGACCGCUCUGAUUGGUGCUAUCUUCCUGGGACCUCGUUACGGUAAAUUUGUUGAGGGUAAAGCUCAAACCAUGGUCUUCCAAUCUUCUACUUUUCAGACUCUGGGGACGCUAGUUUUAUGGUUCGGAUGGUAUGGGUUUAACUGUGGCAGUACCCUCACCAUAGCUGGUGCUGCAUCAGAUGUUGCUGGUAAAGUUGCCGUUACAACUACCAUCGGAGCUGCCAGUGCCGGUGUAACAGCAACUGUUAUUGGGUUUAUUUUUGAGGGACAUAUCAGUAUUGGCAGAACAAAUAAUGGAAUUUUAGCGGGACUGGUGAGCAUUACAGCUGGUUGCUCUGUGGUAGAUGUGGAAAUGGCAUUUCUUAUCGGAGUUAUCGGCGCCAUCGUCUAUUACUCUGCUUCAAAGCUGUUAACAUGUCUACACAUUGAUGACGUAGUGGACGCCUCCCAAAUAACUAGUAGGAAAGAGCUGAACAAUCAGAUUAGAGAGGAGCUCAACAGGAAGAGAGGAGCUCAACAGGAAGAAAGGAGCUCAACAACAAGAGUGAAGGAGCUCAACAGGAAGAGAAGGAAGAAGCUCAACAGGAAGAGAAGGAAGGAGCUCAACAACAAGAGUAGAGAGGAGCUCAACAGGAAGAGAAGGAAGGAGCUCAACAACAAGAGUGAAGGAGCUCAACAACCAGAAGUAGAGGAGCUCGACAGGAAGAGAAGGAAGAAGCACUCAACAAGAGUAGAGAGGAGCUCAACAGGAAGAGAAGGAAGGAGCUCAACAACCAGAGUAGAGAGGAGCUCAACAACCAGAGUAGAGGAGCUCGACAGGAAGAGAAGGAAGGAGCACUCAACAAGAGUAGAGAGGAGCCCAACAGGAAGAGAGGAGCUUAACAGGAAGAAGCUCAACAACAAGAGUGAAGGAGCUCAACAACCAGAAGUAGAGGAGCUCGACAGGAAGAGGAGGAAGGAGCACUCAACAAGAGUAGAGAGGAGCCCAACAGGAAGAGAGGAGCUCAACAGGAAGAAGCUCAACAACAAGAGUAGAGAGAAGCUCAAAGGAAGAGAAGGAAGGACUUCAACAACAAGAGUAGAGAGGAGCUCAACAGGAAGAGUAGGAAGGAGCUCAACAACCAGAGUGAAGGAGCUCAACAACCAUAGUAGGAAGGAACUCAACAACCAGAGUAAAGAGGAGCUCAACAGGAAGAGAAGGAAGGAGCUCAACAACAAGAGUAGAGAGGAGCUCAACAGGAAGAGAGGAGCUCAACAGGAAGAGAAGGAAGGAGCUCAACAACCAGAGUGA